AUGAUUAGUAAGCACCUCAGCGAGCCUUGGUUUUCUUAUGUUGAGCAAGGAAAAAAGACAAUCGAGGGCAGACUUGAAAGAGAAGAAUGGUCUAAAAUAAAACCUGGAGAUAUUAUCGAAUUUUAUAAUUCUGACACAGGUUCCAAGCGAGCAUUUCAAGUUAAAGUUGUAGACAUUAAAAAGUAUUCAUCGUUUAAAUCUCUAAUUAACACUGAAGGGCUGAAUAAUAUUCUUCCUGGUGUUACAAGUUUAGAAGAAGGCAUUAAAAUAUAUGAAAAAAUCUAUGGUUCAACUCCUAAUCAUAAUAUAUUAGGAAUUAAGCUUCAAAAACUGUAA
Molecule: messenger RNA, 336 nt
Organism: Trichomonas vaginalis G3
Lineage: Eukaryota; Parabasalia; Trichomonadida; Trichomonadidae
Product: asch pf0470 like domain-containing protein
Exons: 1
Coding region: 1-336 (111 amino acids)
Source: RefSeq, a predicted model, not a curated record